Molecule: messenger RNA, 549 nt
Organism: Phytomonas sp. EM1
Lineage: Eukaryota; Euglenozoa; Kinetoplastea; Trypanosomatida; Trypanosomatidae
Source: the annotation of a GenBank genome assembly
AUGGUGAAGCUUCACCGUCCGCGUGAGCGGCCACCGAGUGUGCUUGUGUUGGACAUCAUGGAGCUCAUCAAGCCCUUCAUGAUUGACGCCUCUAAGAUUGUGCAUCGAUUCUUUCAGAGCGUCAUCGACGCAACGGAGUCCCCGCUCCAGUGGUCCAUGGAGGAUGCCCUCAGAACAACUUGGAAGGCCCAGCUAGCUUGCCGUAGUCUGAAGCGUGUCACUGGCAACAUACAAAGGAAUUUCUUCGCUGCGUACCAGGAGCUCUCUGCAGAGGAAAAGCAUGAGUUGAACCCCUAUUCGAGCUCUUCCAGGAUGGUGUCACCGCGGCAGGAAUAUGAGUUCAGCUCGGUGAAAUCCUUCGAUGAUGACACAUUUCAGCGUCUUUGCACGCUGAGUUUUUACUUGUCUGCGAAGCCGCUGCUGUCUCACGAGGAUGUGGCGGCUUUCAAUGUGAUUGUGACCGUCUUUGAUUUGAUCCUACGAAUCAUGGGGAGGAUACUGCCGCACGUGAUUGCUAUCCACGAGUUUGAAAAAUCUCGUGUUGCAUAG